ACCGUCGUCGACGUCAUGCGCAGCGCGGCGAUGAUGACGGUCGUCCGCCGCCGUGCGAUGAGCAGCAUGGCGGCGUGGAAUCGAGCGGACGUUGAAGUCUCGAUCGGCAGCGUCCGCACCGAGUGGCGCAAUGGCGUCCGGCGGCUCGCCGCCUUUCCCGCGCUGCAGCACUUGGCGCUCGAGACCGCGGCCUACUUUACGGACCCGGCCGACAUCGAUUUUGGCUACCCGCGCACGUUUCGCACCCAGUACACGCUCGGCAAGCAGCUCGGCGAAGGUGCCUUUGGCACUGUGUACCAAGUGGCACCCAAGGACAACGCCGUGACGCUCGACUUGGCGGUCAAGGUCAUCCAGAAGGACCGGCUCGCGUCGCGCAAGGACUUUUUGGCGCUGCGCCAAGAAGCCCGCAUCAUGAUGCUGCUUGGCGGUACGCUCAAUGUCGUCCACUACUUUGGCGCGUACGAAGACGAGCGCGCGGUCUACCUCGUCAUGGAGCACUGCGUCGGCGGCGAGGCGUAUGCGCGCAUGCAUACGGAUGUUGCGACCGAAGCAGACCGCGCCGCCUCCUACAUGCUCAACGUCCUCCACGUCGUGUGGCAGUGCCACCUUCUGGACAUCUUGCACGGCGAUCUGAAGCUUGAGAACUUUCUGUUUGCCGACGACCAAGUCGACUCGCCGCUCAAACUCACCGACUUUGGCGGCGCCGCCUUUGUCGUACCAGAUGCAGUCGUGUCGGGACUCCGGGGUACGCCCUUGUACACGGCGCCCGAGGUGCUGCAGGGCAACUACGCGCUGCCCGCCGACAUGUGGAGCUGCGGGGUCAUUUUGUAUCGGCUCUUGAGUGGGUCGUUCCCGUUUGAAGGCGCACUCCUCGACGAGCAGAUCUUGCAUGCGCCCAUCGAUGUCGAAUCGGGCGUCUGGGUGAACGUCUCGCCCGACGCCAAAGAUCUGGUACGCAAGCUUUUGGAGCGAGACCCUCGUACGCGGUUGAGCGCGCACGAAGCGCUGCGCCACCCGUGGAUGGCGCAAGCGUUCCAGGAGCGCAAAGACGCACGCAGGCAGGUCCCGCGCCACCUCGGCGGCACCAUGAUCCAGCGGCUGCAGCUCUACCGCACCCUCAACGGCUUCCAGCAAGCCGUCUUUAUCGAAAUGACCAAGCGCGUGCCCAAAGCCAGCAAGGUCGAGCUCGCGGUCCUCUUCUCCGAGAUCUGUGUGGACGGCGCGUCCUCGAUUGGCGUCAAGGACCUCGCGCGCGGCUUCCAGAACGGCGGCUACAAGCUCACGUGGGGCGAGGUCAAGAGCUUCCUGAGCCGCAUGGACAUUGACGGCGACGGCGUUGUCUCGUUUGAUGAGUUUUGCUGCGCGUUUCUUGACUGGCACGCGAUCCAGCAAGACUCGAGCGUGUGGCGAACGCUCGUUGAAACCGCGUUCGACACCUUUGACACGGAUCGCGACGGCAAGAUCCACGUCGCCGACCUCGUCCCGCACAUGCCAGUGCGCAUGGUGCACACGUUCUUGAGCGACGUGCAGCGCUGCUUCGCGCACGCCGACUCGGACAAGGACGGCGCGAUCAACUUGAUCGAAUUCGAGCGCAUUCUUCUCGUGCAGGACGAAGCGUGGGCGCGCUAUGCGCCUCGGUACCUCUGGCAUUAGGACCGCGUUUUUGGCUAUCGACCGGAUUUUCGAUCGUUCAAUACACUCCUAUUUGUACAA
Saprolegnia parasitica CBS 223.65 is the source of this 1713-nucleotide messenger RNA. Its product is annotated as CAMK/CDPK protein kinase. Gene Ontology annotation, cellular component: nucleus; cytoplasm. Bases 16 to 1653 code for a protein of 545 amino acids. Gene Ontology annotation, biological process: protein autophosphorylation; peptidyl-serine phosphorylation; intracellular signal transduction. The record is from RefSeq and is a predicted model, not a curated record. NCBI's taxonomy places the organism in Eukaryota, Oomycota, Saprolegniomycetes, Saprolegniales, Saprolegniaceae. The transcript has 6 exons. Gene Ontology annotation, molecular function: calcium-dependent protein serine/threonine kinase activity; calcium/calmodulin-dependent protein kinase activity; calcium ion binding.